Messenger RNA from Branchiostoma floridae (Florida lancelet), 4603 nucleotides. RefSeq names its product ras GTPase-activating protein-binding protein 2-like. Bases 187 to 1683 code for a protein of 498 amino acids. Lineage: Eukaryota; Metazoa; Chordata; Leptocardii; Amphioxiformes; Branchiostomatidae. The record is from RefSeq and is a predicted model, not a curated record. Gene Ontology annotation, cellular component: ribonucleoprotein complex; cytosol. The transcript has 11 exons. Gene Ontology annotation, molecular function: mRNA binding.
GAGCUGUGGGGUAAGCCAGAAAUUGACAGCAUUGCGCACGGUGCAUGUGCGGCGCAAUCUGUACUCACGGAGAACAUCACGUUUCUGUAACGAUUUUAACACCAGAACCUUGAAUUUCCUCCAUGAAAUUUUAGGAUUUUAGAUUAGAGCUCUCCACUUCCAAUCGAAAGCACCAGGUCUGAUCAGAUGGUCAUGGUCAUGACAACCGACAGUCCCCAAAGCACUGUGACGCGCGACGUGCGGGAGCUGCACGUUAGCUCGCAGUGCGUGGGGCGGGAAUUCGUGCGGCAGUAUUAUACUCUUCUCAACCAAGCACCAGAACACCUGCACAGGUUUUACAGCCAUAACUCGUCGUUCCUGCACGCCAGCUGUGACUUCGGCGAGCAUGUGGAGGACCCGGUGAUUGGUCAGCAGGACAUCCACAAGAAGAUCAUGUCGCUGAACUUCCGCGACUGUCACGCCAAGAUCCGACAGGUGGACAGCCACCCUACCCUGGGGAACGGCGUCGUAGUGCAGGUCACUGGUGAACUGUCGAACAACGGUGAGCCCAUGCGUCGCUUCAUGCAGACGUUCGUACUGGCCCCGCAGUCACCCAAGAAGUAUUAUGUGCACAACGACAUCUUCCGCUACCAGGACGAGGUGUUUGAAGACUCUGACUACGAGGCCCAGGAGCGAGCAGGAGAGUCGGAGGGUGAGAUUGAGGCAGAGCCUGAGCCCACCAAGCCGCCUGCACCGGAGCAGUCUCCUUUGGAACCUGCGGUAUUCGAACCACAGCAGACUGUAAGUAAUGGUGACAUCCAUCUGGAGGAGAGUCCCCCUGAGGUGGUCCCCCCGCAGCCUCCCGUGGAGGAGCCCGCGCCCCCUCCGGAGCAGGAGGAGACUCCGGAGCCUGAGCCGUACGAGCCGCAGCAGGAGACUGCUCCGGAGGUGAAGGAACCCGAACCACCCAAGGAGCAGCAGCCUGAGCCUAAGAAGUUCUCAUGGGCUGCUCUGGCGAGUAAAAACACCACGGCGUCUCCCCAGGCUACAACAACGGGACUGCCUCCAACAGUCAUCAAAUCACAACAGGUUCCCCCGAAGCCAGCGGAACCGCGGGAUGCCGGCGCUCCCCAGCCCCAGCGAGCUCCGCGGCCCCAGCGGGAGGGGCAGGACUUCCGUCGUCCCCGCCCCGGUGGCCCCGGUCGGCGCGAGAUGGGCGAGGGCGAGGAGGGAAGACCGGAGACGAGAGUGCAGCGCCCGUCGCGCUACCCGGAUAGUCACCAACUGUUUAUCGGAAACCUACCGCACGACAUCAACGAGGACGAACUCAAGGAUCACUUCGCACACUACGGAAAUGUGAUGGAGCUGCGUAUCAACACUAAGUCAGGAGGAGGCAGGGUGCCGAACUUUGGAUUUGUUGUGUUUGAUGACCCAGAGCCUGUUCAGAAGAUCUUGGAUUCGAAGCCCAUCAUGUUCCGUGGAGAACACCGUCUGAAUGUGGAAGAGAAAAAAGCUCGUGGAGAAGGUCGGGGACGAGGCGAUAGUCGCGGACCGCCGCGCGGAGACCGUGGACCCCCUCGUGGCCCAGGAGCACCUGCCGGGCGUGGUGGCGGCCCCUCUGGUGGUGGACGCGGCCCCCCUCCCCCCAAGGGUGGUGGUGCCGGCGGCGGGCCCCCUCGUGACCGCUACCCUCCACGCCGCUGAUAUAAAAAAAAAUACACAAAACUUACUCUUAACCGCACGGACUUGCGAGUUGACGAUAUAGAAAAAAAUUGACCUGGACUGAAACCAACAACAGCCUUGUUUGUUUCUGCCUGGUGCUUUCCUGGAAAUAUGCAAUUCUGGAUUUGUCAAGCCCCAACAAUCGCUGCCUGUGUGAAAUGCGUAUCUUCUGUACCAGGUUUUUCUUCACCCAUGUACACGUACAACACAGGAGACGUGUGUGUGCGACUGAAAAAAGCCCGCUCAAGGACCUGUUGAAUUGCCAAAGGACUUGAUCAUGAACUUUCACCUCACGAAGCGUGUAAUUUUAUACUAUUAUGAAUUGCAAUAAUAUAGCUGUGUCAGGAACGGUUACUGUUUAUUUUACAAUGCAGUCAGUGUCUGUAGCAAGACUGAUGGGAUAGUAAGAUGGCUGGAGCUGGAAGCUGGGGGUCAAAAGGUCCUUGUAAUAAAUAAGACAAAUGUACCUCUAGCCAAUUUCUAAAUAUUAGGUUAUUUUUGUAUAAGAGUGCAGUGUUUAGGUGUAAACACCUGAGGCAUGUCAUUCUGCGUGGCUGCUUGCUCGGACACUAUGACUGAGUGGAAAUUUUGGGUAUGAAUAAAUGUCAUCAAAGCACUUAACAACGGUGGGUGGGCUGUAGGACCUGAUCGUGACCUUCCCAGCUUCUUCUGACUUCAGCUCACUCGUGUCAUACAUGUGUAAUGUCUUUUGUAUUUGCUGUAGUAACACUGUUGCUGAAUUGCAUAUUUUCAGUCAAUGGAGGGACAGAAAACUAAGGAAAAAUCAGCUACUGUACAUCCUCGUUUUUCGCUCUCUUCCAAAAUUCCACUUCGGUGUUCUCUUGUUGUUAAAAACAGAAAGGAGAACGCCUCUAAUAUUAUGAGUAUUGUCUGUCGACUUACUUCCAAGGAAAAAAAUCUAGUGUAUAUUUGAUGUCAUAGGCAUGUGGCCUGUACCUUCUUGUCUAGUCUUAGAGUAAAUGAUACUAAUGUUUAUUUGUCUGGCUGCAUUUUAAGUUUUGACAAAUCAGUAAUAAAAAGAUCUCUAGAAACAAAUUCUUUUGUCUUUGUCAAAUUUUGUCUAAAAAGUUGGAUUUUGGGAUGGCAGCCUGGGAGAGGACUUGUUGCAGAAUUCUCAACUUUCAUCCGUCAUGUUACAAACCAAAUGUGCCGUUUAACUUAUAAAGCUAAUAUUUGACAAACUUGCAAUAUACAUGUCCGUAUGUGUGUGUCUACUUAUGUGAUCCUUCUCUUGUCUGAUGGGAAAGUGUUUUGUUCUCAAUCUCUGGGUUUGUUCAGGAUGUUAGUGUUGACUGUUGUAUACCAUCUAUUGCUGGUAAUGGUAGUGUUUGAUGCUUGUUUUCUGUUGCAAAAAAAAAUGUUGCGUCCAUACUUUCUGUAGACCUGAUUUUACAACAGGCAUGGAAGAAUCAUGCAUAAUUGGAAAUGACGCUUCUCUGCUGGUUUUCACCAGAAGUGUUGGCCAGUGCAGAUGAACAGCAGCUUUUCAUGCUGCCAAUGUUGGGCCUAAAACAAGGUCAACAGCUACUUCUGAAGCCUUGACUUGGAUAGAGUCACUGCUCCAAAAUAUAGUCUGAAGCCUUUCUUGCCAUUGGUCAGCGCAGUAGUAGCUGUGCACUAAACGUAUCUAGCCUAAGCCAAUGCCUUUGAACUUCCAUAUUACAUUCAUUACCCAUUGGUCAAUGCUAGUCAACAUUGUUAUAUGUAGUAUGAUGUAAGGCCUUGCCAAUUUGAUUAUCUAUUCAUAAGACAGCUUGCUCUGUUGGGUUAUCACCCCCAGAAAUGUGAAUGUUUUGUGUUGAAGAUGAGAAUGUCCAGUAGUCUUUGGGCAUCCUGUCAUACAUUGUAGUCUGUGUAAGGUACAAUGGCUUGGGUAUGUAAUGCUGAUUAGGAGAGAUGGGGACAGCCCUUAUGUUCCAACAUCCCUGUGUUUGUUAUGCUUAAGAAAUGUCUGAACAUAAGGAUGUUGGAACAUGGCAAUGCACCAUAAAGGUGAUGGAACAUAAGUGUAACCAGAGAAGACACCAACUAUUCACCCAAAGCCCUCAUUCAUAUCACAACUACUUGACAUGUGAAGUGUGGACCACGAAAAUUGAAACAUGCUCAAUCAUCUACUCUCCAAGCAGAGGUUGAGUCGUGGAGAUAGAUAUAGUAGUAGUCGGAGGAGCGCCCGUGUAAUUUUUCCGACUACUACUAUAUCUCCGCGACUCAACCUCUGCUUGGAGAGUACAAUCACCCCCGUUUAAGAUGGUAUUCUGUGUUACCGGACGUGACAGAAUGCUGGAAACACCCGAGAAUUGCUGCUAAUAUUGUAAACAGAUGGCACCCAUACAAGGCUAAUUUCCUUCAAAUGUAUUGCCAGUUCUGUCUUUUUACCAUGAGGUGGUUAUAUGAAGUUUUCCAGCAUUCUGUGUCAACGUCGGCUAUUGAUGUGAUACAGUGCAAGAGUGGACUAUCUAAACAUGUUGUAUUUCACCAAUAGCAUUUUUUCGAAAAGUGGUCUCAUGUUCAAUUCUAUAACAUGCACUUUGUCAGCUACAAAACGUUGAAGGCAAGUUAAGAAAUUUACAUCAUUUAACUUAAGCCAUGGGACUUAAACUUACCCCUAGAUGUUUCACAAUUGGUCGGACAGUAAGACACACCAUGUAAAAAAUCUUAACAGUUCAGAAUCCCCUGUUCACAAAUGAUAUGACGUCACUUCUAUGUAUAGAUACCCUCAUAUUCUAGUGCCAUGCUAACUGUUAACUCUUGACCUGCCAAAAUGGAUUGUAGUGAUUGCGUUGCUGUGUUGAGAUUCCUUUGCUUGUACAUUUGUACUUUGAUGUUCAAGUGUUCUUAUUCGUCCAUAGCGGACACUCGAUCAUGCUCCAAUUCCAUCUUC